AUGAUUAUGAUAUUCGAUUCAGAUGUGCGUGUUGUGACCAUAAUGGAAGGACUGCGUUCCUCAAAUGAAAUUCGUCAGUCCGAAGCCGCCUCCGAGUUAGCCGAGAUGCUGUUGCUGGGCAACGAAGAGAGCCUGCCGAAUUUACCGGUCAAAGAUAUUGUGCACGCUCUGAUUGCACUCCUUCAGAAAGAGCACAAUUUUGAAUUGAUGCUAACAGCGGCGAGAUGUAUUUCAAACAUGCUCGAGGCUUUACCUCGUGCCCUACCGAUUGUGAUCGAUGCAGUGCCGUAUCUGCUGGAAAAGUUGAAACGUAUUGAAUGCAUUGAUGUAGCUGAACAGUCGCUGAUGGCUUUGGAGGUGAUGUCGAAACGAAAUGGAAAAAAUAUUAUGGCAGCGGGCGGUAUCGCAGCAACAAUCUCGCAUGUGGACUUCUUUUCGGUGCCCUCACAACGACUCGCCUUUCAAAUAGCUGCAAAUUGUGCGUCGUUUGUAACGGUGAAUGACUUUGCACAAGUUCGAGAUUCGUUAGCUGAUCUCACGCAGCGUUUACUCAUUGAGGACAAACGUUGUUUGGAAUCAGUGAGUGUGUUGUUCUGUCGAUUGGUGGACAACGUUCGAGGACAUGCGGACAAGUUGCGUGAAAUCGCCGGUCAAAAUCAUGCACUGCUCAAGAAUGUGCAGCAGUUAUUGCUGGUGCAGCCGUGUGCUGUUGGUCCGAAUACGUUCCAAGCACUGGUUCGUAUGUUACGUCAUAUGGCCGCUAAGUGCAGUGAUCUGGCUGUGGCACUUAUCAAUAUGGGUGAGUAA
Messenger RNA from Anisakis simplex (herring worm), 807 nucleotides. NCBI's taxonomy places the organism in Eukaryota, Metazoa, Nematoda, Chromadorea, Rhabditida, Anisakidae. The record is from the annotation of a GenBank genome assembly.